Messenger RNA from Solanum stenotomum, 799 nucleotides. Its product is annotated as MLP-like protein 43. Gene Ontology annotation, biological process: defense response. The record is from RefSeq and is a predicted model, not a curated record. The coding region runs from base 72 to 515 and encodes 147 amino acids. Lineage: Eukaryota; Viridiplantae; Streptophyta; Magnoliopsida; Solanales; Solanaceae. The transcript is spliced from 2 exons.
UACAAAUUCUCAAUAUUUUCUCAUCACCAAACAUUCUUUCUUAAAAUCCAUUGCUAUACGAAAGAAAAAAUAUGGGUUUGAAUGGCAAGUUGGUUGCUUCAAUGGAGGUUAAGUGUGGAGGGCACUUGUUUCAUGACCUUUAUCAAACUAGUUCUCAUCAUGUAUCCAACAUAAGUUCAGAUAAAGUCCAUCAUUUUGAUAUUCAUGAAGGUGAAGAUCUAAAAGCUGGUUCAGUAAUUGGCUGGAAAUAUACCCAUGAUGGAAAAGUUAAGGUUACUAAGCAACUGAUUGAAGCCGUUGAUGAUGAGAAGAAAUCAAUUACUUGGAAAGUGUUAGAGGGAGAUACGUUGGAAUUGUACAAUUCCUUCACUAUAAGUGCAUCCUUUGAAGGCAAUUGGGCCACAUGGACAUUUGUGUAUGAAAAGAAAACUGAAGACACACCAGAACCCAUCACUCUGCUGAGUCUUAUGAUCGAUAUUACUAGAGAUUUAGAAGGUCACCUCCACAAAAUUUAAAGGAUCAUUUUAAAGGGUCAUCGAAGUUCGAAAAUCUCUACCUCGAUGCAUCAAUUCCGAUCGUGAUAUCUGUUAACUUUCUUUGUGUGAUGGAUGAAUCUUAAAAAUGUUGGCUCGUCUUAAGCAUGUAAAAUAAAUAAUAUUGUAUUGUAUGGAAGUAUUUCUAAUUUUUAAUUAGGUCAAGAUAUUGUGGACUGUUUCAAGUUUUAAAUUUACCUAUAUGAAUGUAUUAAUGUGUGUUGUACUCAUUCCAGUUUGUAAUAAUAAAUAAAAAAAAUCGUAAU